Molecule: messenger RNA, 1029 nt
Organism: Malania oleifera
Lineage: Eukaryota; Viridiplantae; Streptophyta; Magnoliopsida; Santalales; Ximeniaceae
Product: bet1-like protein At4g14600
Exons: 4
Coding region: 370-771 (133 amino acids)
Source: RefSeq, a predicted model, not a curated record
AGUUUAGAAAAAAACAACUUUACCGCAUACCAACUUUUAAAAUUGAGAGUGCAGAGAUGGAAGUCUCGACACCGCCAGAUUGUCGAGACCAACGGUGGAUCUCCGCCGAACAACAUCACCAUUCCGUGUAACACCCGCAUCCAACCGCUCAUUGCGCUCGCAUUUUAAAACAAACGAUCAUAUAAACGCAGGGCCGAAACAGUAGCGCGCCUUUGGCCUUUGGGUGUGUACUCCAGCUCCACCUGACAUUCGUGCUGCCGUCUGUGAUUUUAGCACGCGCGCACCAUUCCGCACCCUUCGUGGUUCUUCCGUCCUAGGGCUUCUCUCUCUCUCCUUCUUCGUCGCUCCACUGUCUUGUAAUUUUCUUCGAUGGCGAGCAGUUCGCACGGGGGAGGUUCUUUCUACGGUGCUGCCCCUUACAGAUCGAGAGAAGGUCUUAGCACGAGACCCGUCGCUCAUUCUGAUGAAAUCCAAUUGCGCAUCGAUCCAGUGCAUGCCGACUUGGAUGAGGAGGUCACGGGGCUCCGCAAACAGAUUAGACAACUCAGAAAUGUAGCUCAAGAGAUAGAGUCAGAAGCAAAAUUUCAGAAUGAUUUUAUUAAUCAGCUGCAAAUGACACUGAUCAAAGCACAAGCAGGGGUGAAGAACAACAUGAGGAAAUUGAACAAAAGCAUCAUCCAGCAUGGGUCGAACCACAUUGUCCAUGUGGUUCUUUUUGCACUUUGUAUUUUUGGUGUGGUUUUUCUAUGGUCCAAACUUUAUCGAAGAUGACUGCAGUCUUUACAUUUCCGGGACUCUGUUGAUUGAAGGCCUGAAGGGUUUCAUUGGACUGCCCAAAUUUCCAAAGCCUUCCCCACGACCCUUUCUGCUGUAACAUCUUUGAUAAAGCUCGGUCAUAGUUUUCCCAUGGUUAAGUUAUGAUGAUAGCAAGUGACAAAUGAUCUUAUCAAGGAAAGUUAUCUUUCAUUUGAAUUUGUGUAAAUAAAUAAGUGCAAGUGAAUAAAUAAAUUCAUGCCAUUUUAAAUUGCA